Messenger RNA from Ziziphus jujuba (common jujube), 1078 nucleotides. Its product is annotated as large ribosomal subunit protein eL20z. The record is from RefSeq and is a predicted model, not a curated record. The transcript is spliced from 6 exons. NCBI's taxonomy places the organism in Eukaryota, Viridiplantae, Streptophyta, Magnoliopsida, Rosales, Rhamnaceae. Bases 316 to 744 code for a protein of 142 amino acids.
AAAUGAUAUAAGAUUAAAGAUUUAAUUAUAAUAUAAUUUGAUAUUUAAGAUAAGAGACAAAAGAGUGAGUCAAUUUCUUUGAGCUUUCAGUUGUUUAACGCUGAAGCGGAAGCUUGCUUUCCAUAGAAAACAGGUCUCGGAAUCCCAAAAGGAGUCUUCUUUGUAGCUGCCCCUCCAAUCUCUGAUCCCUGCGACGCCCAGAAAAUUUCAACCACAAAUUUCCUUUGUCAGUCACUUCUUGCAAAUCAUAGGUAUAGUGUGGGGUGGGAAGAGAGGUGAGGCUCUCACUUACCAAAUACAUCUGCUACAGCACACAUGGAUCAAAAUGUUACUAUGGAAGAGCCGAAGAGUUUGAAUAACAGCCUUGAAUUGGUUAAAUCAGUCACUGAUAAGAAUCUUGAUCUUUUGAGGCCAUCAUCUCGAUAUUAUUCAAUGUUUAAAGGGCUAGAGAGAGAUGCUGCAGAGAAUGAUAAGGGUAAAUAUACCCUGAUUAGAGAUGUAGAGGACUUGCAGCCAGGGAUUUACGACAAACCUCUCCGGUGCUUCGGCUGUGGUAUAGGAUGGUUCUCUUUUCUUUUGGGCUUUGUAUUCCCAUUGAUGUGGUACUAUGGCACUUUCCUUUAUCUUGGAAAUUACUAUCGCAAGGAUCCAAGGGAACGAGCAGGGCUAGCGGCUUCUGCAAUUGCUGCACUUGCUUGUUCAGUAGCAUUGUUGAUUAUUGCGGUCGCUCUGCUUUUCUUUUAGCUCUAGUCGAUGCAAUCUUAAGUAUGCUUUCUGUACCUUUCUGGGCAACAAGAAAGCAAAUUGAAUUCAAAGGAGUUUUUGAACUGAAGAAAGAAAAAUGAAAAGGGAAGCCCCUAAGAGAAAAGCUUAGAUAGUUCCCAACAACUGGAAUGUCUAUACAACAAAGCGUGGAUUAUGGAAAACCAUACUUUCAUUUCAUUUUUUCUCCUUUUUUUUUUCUUUUUUUUUAACCAUUUUUACGACUGAUAGAUACGAGAAUUCUCCCUGUUAAUGCUGUAAUUUCACAUUAAAUAUAUCAAAUCGAUGUUUAUAAAACUUCAUGAUCUUAUACUUU